Nanorana parkeri is the source of this 1791-nucleotide messenger RNA. RefSeq names its product formin-1-like. The transcript has a single exon. Bases 97 to 1791 code for a protein of 564 amino acids. NCBI's taxonomy places the organism in Eukaryota, Metazoa, Chordata, Amphibia, Anura, Dicroglossidae. The record is from RefSeq and is a predicted model, not a curated record.
UCAGAUGAUUCUCAGCCUGGUUAUCACAUGCUCUGCAAUGAAGCACAGAGAACAUUAACAACAUUAUUUAAAUUUUGAAAUAAUUAGAGGCGGAAAAUGGAGAGUGCUAACUCCGUUCUCCAAUUGCACAAGCCUAUUAUGGAACUCUGUUACGUCAGCUUCUAUCUUUCUCCGGGUAAUGUCAGGGGAUUCACAUACAAAUGCUGUGUAACUCGAGACAAGGCUGGAGCAUGCUUUGAUUACUGCAUUAGAGUCAGGGAGGAGACCGAGCAGGCACAGCACAAAGAUCCACCUUGUAGAAGCUUUUCAGAGGCUUUAAAGAAAAUUACGACAAGGGACCUGCUCACUGCGGCCAAAGACAAAUUGCUCCUCCACACCAUCAACAAAUCAGGACUUAAAAUGGGAAAUCAGGAUGGCAAAUUUCAGGACCUGCCUGGAGCAUCUAAUUUUUUAGAGGACUCUUCACUACCUAUUGAUUUUCAUGAGUCAUUCAUGGCCUCUGUGGAAAAAAAGACUCCUUCGACUAAAGGUAAAAAAGGCCGGAGGUUCAGCCGAAGAAAAGAGAGCAUAGAGGACUUUGUGAACAAGAAGAUGAAGUGGAAAGUGGCACAAGAGAUGGGGAUGGCACAAGGCAGAGAGAGAACACCAUCUAUAAGAAUUUCCUUGGCAGGUUCCAUGGAUGACUUGCUGCGGCCAAGACUCCAGUCUCUAGAAAAUAAGGACAGUUAUGCUGCAGGUCUUUCAGUGAAAAACUCCCAUGGUAAAUGCAGUGAAAGUUCGGGGAGGCUUAGUACAGAGUCAACAACAGGAAGUUCCCAGUCUUUGUAUGACAAUGAUGUGUUUGGAGAUUUCCCUUUACUUCCUCCGAAUGGCAGUGCUAUGGGGGACCUCCAAGGUGUCCUCAGGAUUGUGCAGGAGCAACAAAAUGAGGGUGCAGAUCCAGGAAGUUUAUUAAACGGAAGUUCCCUGGAAAAGGAUGAUGGUGAUCUGUCUUCUAGUAGCAGAGAGGUUAGGACUGUUGUAGCUAAAGUGCUAAACAUCUGCAGCGGUAGUAUACAAAAGGCAGUACCUACAUACUUAGAUGAUUCACUUACAGAUACCUCAAAUGUCACAGCUGUCCUGUCUGAACCACCAAAUGAAUUUGUGCCUAAAGUCGAUGUUGUUGCACUGCCAGGGCCUGUUGAGCAUCACAAGGGGGGCGAUUUGGGUUGUGAGACAAAACUGGAUCUUGAGGCCAUGGCUGAUCAGGAGGUUGUCCAGUUAAAUGGUUUUGUCAACAAAAACCUCCUUAAAGUCCUUAAAAGUGACAGUCUGGAGGAAACUGAGUAUUGGUUGGGGCAGCUGGAUCGCAAAGGAGUACAUGGUCGUAUAAGCCCCAAUCUGAUGAAACAAAUAAGUUCCUUGGAAUCGCUGAGCUUACCCACAGUGACUCAUCGGAAUGGCAGAACUGAGAAACGCACAAGCUCGGCUGCAGACGGUGAUCUGCUUGGUCACUCAUUAAAUACUAAAGAGGCAUCUUCUGGUCUGUCUUCUUUUUCAUCCCGUCUACCAAGCCCCCAACUUCAUCACAGGAUUCUCCCCUUGCCAGUAAAGCGUUCCCAUGAAGAUCCUGGCACUUGGGGCAGGGAAAUGCAUUGGGCAGUGCCACAUGACACCGAUAAAGAGUCAUUAGUCGGGGGUAAAAUCAGAGCAUCUAGCCUUUCUAACUUGGCUUCUGAAGCCUGUGGUAAUGGCCAGCACAAGAAUAGACAGUUUGAGAAUGGGAAAAUCUUCCCCUUCCAUCGAGGUUAG